Molecule: messenger RNA, 1751 nt
Organism: Zeugodacus cucurbitae (melon fly)
Lineage: Eukaryota; Metazoa; Arthropoda; Insecta; Diptera; Tephritidae
Gene: Atg5
Product: autophagy protein 5
Exons: 6
Coding region: 128-940 (270 amino acids)
Biological process (GO): nucleophagy; autophagosome assembly; C-terminal protein lipidation
Cellular component (GO): cytoplasm; Atg12-Atg5-Atg16 complex; phagophore assembly site membrane
Source: RefSeq, a predicted model, not a curated record
UAUGUUAGUAUGCAUUAUCCAAAUAAACAAGUCAUACAGUAAAAUAUUGGAUUUAUUAAUUUAUUCUGUAGUUAUACAUUUUAAUUCAAGAAUUUAUAAAUUAACAAAGUGGAUUUAAGUGUAUAAAAUGGCCCAUGAUCGGGAGAUUCUAAGAAUGAUUUGGGAGGGUCAAAUCGCUAUUUGCUUUCAAGCCGAUCCCGAAGAAAUUGUUGGUUUACAACAGCCAGAAAACUUUUACUUAAUGGUCUCUCGUUUAAGUUAUUUGCCAUUAGUUACAGAUAAGGUAAAAAAAUAUUUUAGUCGGUAUAUAUCACAUGAACAACAAGAUGGAAAUGUGUGGUUUGAUUACAAUGGAAUACCUUUAAAAUUACACUAUCCCAUAGGUGUUCUAUAUGAUCAAUUGUAUCCCGAAGAAGACAGUGUGCCAUGGUAUCUUACAAUACAUUUUUCUAAAUUCCCAGAAGACGUCUUGGUAAAGCUCUCAACGAGAGAUCUCUUGGAAUCACACUUUAUGUCAUGUUUAAAGGAAGCUGAUGUUCUUAAGCAUCGAGGGCAAAUAAUAUCUUCUAUGCAAAAGAAGGAUCACAACCAACUCUGGCAAGGAUUAAGCAAUGAUAAGUUUGACCAGUUUUGGGCAAUUAAUCGUCGUUUGAUGGAGCCAAAUGGCGACCAAGAAACUUUCAAAUACAUUCCAGUUCGAUUUUAUACUGAUGAUGAUGUCUACGUUCAAAAAUUGAUAACACCACUUAAUAAAAACGGGCAAAAGAAAACUGUUGGUGAAAUGAUGGAUGAGCUGUCGACUCCACAUAGAAAAGUUGUUGAAAUACGUACCCAAGGCAUCAGCAUUCACGGAGGAGCAAAUUUACAAUGGUUAUCUGAACAUUUAAGUUAUCCGGAUAAUUUUCUUCACUUGUUUUUAGUUUAUGAUUCUAAUAUUUAAUUGUUUAAUAGAUAUUAAGAAAUAUAUUAACAGUUAUUACAUUUAAAAUACAUAAAAAUCAGACGUUUUCGCUCUUGUCGUAAAAAAAUUAUCUCAUCAUUAUUUUGUACCCCACAACUUUAUAACAUGUGGUUCGAAACUCACUAGAAAAAACCAUGAUUUUCAGACCAAAACGUACGAACAUAUAUACAUAAUUGUUUCUGAUUUUUGUCUGUGAAUAGGUUUCUCUAAUGCGCUGGAUCCAUUUUUUUACAAAAGUUUUUUGGAAGGAAGAGUAAAACAAAUAACAAGUCUAUUUAAGUCUUUGUACUUUUAUUAUACUUAUUUGAUUGCAGCUCAUUUUAUUUUAUAAAUCUAGCUAUACAAGUUUAGAAAUAACGUUUCAAAAAAUUACAAAUCCUAUAUGAAUACAUGACAUCUACAAAUUUACUUAUUAAAUUUCCAUUUUAUUUAAAGCUUUAAUUUUUAAGCCACUUUUUAAUUGACAUUUUCAAAUCAUUCUUACAUACACUAUGUGUGUAUGUCAAUAUAAAUGUAUAUGUACUUAUAUUAUAAAAAAAUUAAUCAAUUCAUUAUUGAUAUGUUGAAUUAUUAACUCUCAAAGUUAUUGCAUUUUAAAUGUCAUCUUGCUUAUUACUUAUAUCACCCAUGUGGGUGGUUAUUUACAUCCGUAGAUACUAAUAAAUUUUAUCCAUAUUUAAUGGAUUAUAAGAGUAAAUAUAUAUGAUGCUUCAUAUAUAUAAUUAUUGCCAUAAUUUUUAAAUACAAUAUACAGCCUUCUAUAAAUCUCUAUAAAGAUUUUUUGAUAUUU